UAUUUGGAAGAACCGGAUGAAACACCCAGCAGCCACAUCGCUUCCUUCCCGCUCCUUCCUCAAUCAGACUACAUUUCCCAGAAUGCCGCAGAACCCGCGGAAGACCCGGACGUUGCUUUCAGCCGCUUCCGGCCCAGGUGGCCCCAGAGAAUUAUGGCGACCCUCAGAUCCCGGGUGUUGCUGUGGAGACCCCUGAUCUGUUCUCGGGGCGUGGAGCAGUUCUCUUUGUGUGCCCGAACCCAGCCCAUCACUCUGCUCCAGCGGCUGCCCCAGCCCUGUGGGGCGGGGUCGCCAUAUCGCCGAGUCGCUUCCGAGGCCGCAGCAUCUGGUAACUCAGAGAUCAAGAAACCUACAUUUAUGGAUGAGGAAGUCCAAAGCAUACUCAUCAAGAUGACAGGUUUGAAUUUGCAGAAGAUUUUUAAGCCAGCUGUGCAAGAACUGAAGCCCCCAACCUGUAAGCUAAUGACCCAGACACAGUUGGAAGAGGCUACAACACAGGCAGUCGAAGCAGCUAAAGUACAAUUGAAAAUGCCACCAGUUCUGGAAGAGCGAGCACCAAUAAAUGACGUGUUAGCUGAAGAUAAGAUUUUGGAAGGAUCGGAAACAGCCAAAUAUGUGUUUACUGACAUAUCAUAUAACAUAGCACACCGGGAGCGUUUUAUUGUUGUCAGAGAACCAAGUGGCACACUACGCAAAGCCUCUUGGGAAGAACGGGAUCGGAUGAUACAAGUUUAUUUCCCAAAAGAAGGUCGUAGAAUUUUGACACCAAUAAUUUUCAAAGAGGAAAAUCUUAAGACCAUGUACAGCCAGGACCGGCAUGCUGAUGUCCUCAAUCUCUGCAUUGCCCAAUUUGAGCCAGAUUCCACUGAGUAUAUCAAGGUUCAUCAUCAGAUCUAUGAAGAUAUAGAUAAACAUGGAAAAUAUGAUAUUUUACGUUCAACAAGACACUUUGGUGGAAUGGCUUGGUAUUUUGUACAUGAGAAAAAGAUUGAUGGCUUGCUGAUUGAUCAGAUUCAAAGAUAUUUAGUCGAUGAUGCCACCAGCCUGGUCCAGCUGUAUCACAUGGUCCAUCCAGAAGGGCUGUCAGCUCAAGAGGCCAAAGAGCAGGCUGCUGAGGGAUUAAACUUAAUUACGGUCUUUGCAAAAACUGAAGCACAGAUGGGAGCAUAUGUAGAAUUAAUGCUGCAGGCUUAUCAAGGUGCAUUCAUUAGCCAUUCUGCAGCUUCCUGAAAGUAUUUUUAAGUAAAUUUCAUUUUACUAAUAACUAACA
Messenger RNA from Trichechus manatus latirostris (Florida manatee), 1270 nucleotides. It is a transcript of the gene MRPS22, whose product is annotated as mitochondrial ribosomal protein S22. Gene Ontology annotation, cellular component: mitochondrial small ribosomal subunit. The transcript is spliced from 8 exons. Bases 154 to 1230 code for a protein of 358 amino acids. NCBI's taxonomy places the organism in Eukaryota, Metazoa, Chordata, Mammalia, Sirenia, Trichechidae. Gene Ontology annotation, molecular function: structural constituent of ribosome. The record is from RefSeq and is a predicted model, not a curated record.